Molecule: messenger RNA, 1563 nt
Organism: Penicillium mononematosum
Lineage: Eukaryota; Fungi; Ascomycota; Eurotiomycetes; Eurotiales; Aspergillaceae
Exons: 3
Coding region: 1-1563 (520 amino acids)
Source: RefSeq, a predicted model, not a curated record
AUGGAACCCUAUGAGUACUGGGACAACCGUCCACACCCCGGAGACUCACCAUCUACUAAAGUCGAGCCUACCGAUCGUGCUAAGCCAGUUAUUAUCGACUUCUUGUUUGACGAACUCAAAACCGAACUCAGCAAUGACGAGUUUUUAUUCUAUGAUGGCAGUGCCGUUAUUGCAGCGGUGACUCCUGGGGGUCUCGAAGCAUUGCAGAAUUUAACGGAAGAGGCCAAAAACAAUUACCGCGAGCGCGCCAUAGCCAAGAUCAAGCAGGAGUGUUACAACACAGGGAAAACCGCUAUCGUGGCAGGACAUUUCAUGUUCUGGUCUGAAGAUGAUGAGCAUGGCUGGUCAGUUUGCACACCAGGGGAUCUGAAUACAUACACGCAUAUCCUCUAUCUGGAUGUUCCCGCUGAGCAUAUCGCCAGGUAUCGUUUGAACGAUACCAAACGGAGCCGUCCGAAUGUGUCAAUUCCCCAUCUGGCUAAGUGGCAGACAUUUGAGAAAAACGAACUUCGUCAUCUCUGCAGACACCAUGACAUCCUUUUCGCACUCCUAUCGCCACCGUUAGCAUCUGUCACCAACCUCGGAUCCUUUAUUCGAAAUUUUCGGACACAUUCAGAGCCCUAUAACAAAAGUUUCGCUGAAAAAACGAUGCUUGAGAUACUUGCCGCCGGCUCUGGCGAAGUGGAGACGGUCAUCGUGCUGGAUGCGGACAAAACUCUGGCACAGGAAAAUAGCGGAGUGCUCUUCUGGGAGCAUAUCCGCGCACUGUCAGGCGCAGCCGAGGACCGCGGUCCCCUGGAAGCUUUGUUUAGCAGUCCCUUAGGAUAUUCCUACAUUGCCUUCCGUCAAGCAACACUGCUAUAUGAAGAGGCUGCUGGGAACGCGGAAUUCGAGGCUUACUGUCAGGCCGUGGCAUUCAAGAUACGUAUGCACCGUGAUAUUGUGAAUCUAUUUCACUUAGUUCGUGGAACGAGACACGUGUGCGCAGUCGUGGUCACUUGUGGAAUUCGAUCCGUUUGGGAGAAGGUCCUUGAAAGGGAGGGUCUUUCGGCGACAGUCACAGUCAUUGGCGGUGGGCGGUUGGAUGACGGCCUCGUUGUCAUGCCGUCCGUCAAAGCCGAAUUGUCCUUUGAUUUGGAGAUGCUAAAGGCGGCCGACCAGGCUAUCGUCGUCACCGGCGAGGAAAAGACACGGAGCAAAAGCAUGGAGAAGAAGUUAGCAGAGGCAAUUGGAAAGAACGGAUUCCACCCACGCCAAGCAGUCCUGCCUGCUUAUGCGUCACCACGCAUCGACACCCCUCGCCUGCCCUUGGUACGGUUGACGGACCAAGAUUUCCUUGCUUCUGUCUUCGCCAGAUACAAAACCCUUCAUGUCCUUCACGCCACUGACCGACCAGCGGCCAAACUCCUCAUGACUCCAAUGCGCGAUGCAUCCAUUUCUGGAUUAGCGUUACGAAAAGUCCAUCAGCGAGUUGGAUUUUAUCUAGCAACAGAAUCCUGUACCCAAAUCAUUGGCCUCGAAUACUACCAUAUUCCGCACGUUCAAGGCCAUCAUACUGACUGA